Ailuropoda melanoleuca (giant panda) is the source of this 1895-nucleotide messenger RNA. RefSeq names its product proline rich 30 (gene PRR30). Lineage: Eukaryota; Metazoa; Chordata; Mammalia; Carnivora; Ursidae. The record is from RefSeq and is a predicted model, not a curated record. The transcript has 3 exons. Bases 461 to 1663 code for a protein of 400 amino acids.
UGAAGGACCACUGAGGGCAAGGUUCAGACAGAAAUCUGGGUCAGACCAGGUUCCUCGUUGCUGAAGGGCCUUGUGAAACACAGCUCAGAGGAACCCUCAUUGGUCCUAUGGGCUGUGUCUUCCUCCCGAGCCCAGCCAGAUAAUUGCUGCUGGGCCUCAGCUGCCAAGAGGCAGCUCUGAUUCUCCAUCCUUGGACAUCCCUCAUCAAUGGCUGACUGCAAAGUGAGAGGCCAAGUUUAGACCCAAGCUCCCGCCCAAACGCUCAGAGAGCCUGGUGCUACGGGGCUGGGUGUCUCCUUGUCCUGCCACCAACAGCUGUACCAACACCUGGCUGGAGUCACACUUGGACACAGAAGGCCCUGAUUUGUCAGCCAGGUCUGGCCUCAGAGAUACUGGUCCUGAUUCUGCCGGGUCUCUCGUCUCUGGUCUUGAGGCCCCAGUCCUUUCUGAAUUCAAGGCAAUGUUGCCUCAAAACAAGGACCAGGUGCUGCUACAGAACGCAGCGCCCCCUGGGCGCCCCCCUCUGGGCCCCUCACAACUUGUGGACUCCUCACCCAGCCACCUACAGCCUCUGCCUCCCCAGCGACCACCCCCUUGCACCCCUCCCCCACGGUCCCACUCUCCUCGCUCCCAUUUCUACUCUUCUGACUCAAAUCCCGACUUUAUCCUACACCCUUACUCUUCCUCUCUCCCGAGUUCUCCCAGUUUCUUUCAUCAGAAUUACCUCUCUCUUUCCCUUCCACCCUCUUCCUCUCCCUCCCACCGGCUAUACCCCUCCCCUACUCACACUCAUUCCUCCUCUCCCUCUCAGCUCCAGAACACCUCUCUCCCCUACUCUCAUUGCCAGUCUCCUUCCCCCCCAGGAGACUGUCCUAGCUCCACUGUCACUUCCCCGACCCCCAGCCUACCUUCUGGUGAGGUCCACUCAAACAGGCAGCCAUGGCCCUGGCAUCAGUACGGGGACACCGGGUCCCCUGGGGUGGUGGGAGAAUGCGUGGCAAGCGAGAGGGACCCUGCAGAGUUCAGGGACCCAGGAGCCCUGGCCCAGGCCCUGGUGGUCCACCUGGGGCACCGCCGCAUUGCACACGACCUGCGGCUCCUGCUUUUGCAGCGCCUGUGGCUAGGCAGGACUGGCCAGGCCCCAGUUGUAGAGUAUCCUAUAUGCCUGGUGUGCCUCAAGCCCCGCAGCCCCUCUUGCCCCAUCCCCAGGUACAGGACUGGACCCCGGCUGCUUGCCUUCCCCCAGCUGCUGCCCUGUGCACAGGGCCAGGGAUCCGGACCGCUCCGCAUAGGCAUUGGUUUUGGCCUCCGCCUGCCUCGGGGCCAGGCCAGGGCCUUGCAUCUGUUGCCGGAAAGAAGGCCAGAGGAAGCAGGGCCUCAGGGCAAGGCUGCUCAGGCCGGUGGAUAUCAAACCCGGGCAUCCCAGGCUCCAGCCGCUCAAGCACCAGGGGCUCAGGCGCGGGCAGAUCCAGCCCGGGGCACACCCUCCUCCCGGAUGGCGAGUCUCAGAUCUACAGGCCUUCAAUCACCAAACUCUAUGCGGUUUUCAGGGCCUCUACCUCAGGCACCCAAACAGGCCACUGUCUCCCCGAAACCCAGGCCUUCCUCUGUGCCCAAGAGGCCUGCCUCUCCAGAGCCCGUUCUCCGAAAGUCACCACCCUAGUUCCAGAGCCGAGGAGGCUCUCUGGAGCACCUCCUCCGAACCCCACCGCCCCCACCAGGCCCCAGAUCUCGGGGAGCCCCCGAGACACCCUGAAGGGCUGGCUGGGGGGAGGUCAGGUGUGUUCUCCAGCCUUGAACCCUGGGAGCCCCUUAUGGAGUCUGCUGUCUCCUGGCUGAAGAGGAUGAAGGGCAACUUAGACCCCAUUCGGCCUGUAGUGUGUCAAUAAAGCCCG